AUGCCCCAAUUUUCAAUUACGAAAUUUAAACCACGCCCAGAAAAGGCACUCGGCAUUCUCCUCUCAAUUUCUCAGAUUGAUAAGCGAAGAAUUGAGCUCUUGGCAUUUCCCCUUCUUAAAUACUCGGAUAAGUACUUUGAUGAUACCUAUGAGUACAGGCACGUGGUUCUUCCGCCAGAAGUUGCCAAAUUGCUUCCAAAGAAUCGCCUUCUCUCUGAAAAUGAAUGGCGUGCAAUUGGGGUUCAGCAGAGCCGAGGGUGGGUCCAUUAUGCAAUUCACCGCCCAGAGCCUCACAUCAUGCUCUUCAGGAGGCCACUGAACUAUCAGCAGCAGCAGGAAAACCAAGCUGGGCAAAACAUGGUUGCCAAGGGAUGA
Molecule: messenger RNA, 375 nt
Organism: Fraxinus pennsylvanica
Lineage: Eukaryota; Viridiplantae; Streptophyta; Magnoliopsida; Lamiales; Oleaceae
Source: the annotation of a GenBank genome assembly